Molecule: messenger RNA, 4026 nt
Organism: Platichthys flesus (European flounder)
Lineage: Eukaryota; Metazoa; Chordata; Actinopteri; Pleuronectiformes; Pleuronectidae
Gene: disp2
Product: dispatched RND transporter family member 2
Source: RefSeq, a predicted model, not a curated record
CCGGUUGGACAGCGACCGCAGCGUCCUCAGCAUCACCGCGGCUCUGCCAAUCAGAGCGCGGCUCGGGGCAGAUUAACCCAAACAGCCCCGGUGCCGAUGCUCCGGUGUGUGUGGGUGCGUGUGUGUUGGUGUGCGUGCGUGUAGUAUCAGCCUCGAAAACAAGCUCGCACCUCUGAUCCUCGUGGACCCGGUGUGAGAUGGAGGAACUGCUCGGUUCAAAAUCAGACAGAGAUCCAUGAUUCAGAUUCAGCUUUUACUCAACGAGCGUCAGGAGGGAGAUGGAUGCCUCGAUUGCAGGAGAAAGCACGGAUGCGAUAUUGAUGGAUGAUUCUCCCACGGAUGAGAGGGGGGUCCGGGAGUCUUGUCAAAGCGAGAUCCCGGUGGUCUCUCUGUGCCCUCCUGACAGCGUCUACUCUGCAGAGGCCCCGCUGACAGUCAUCCAGUCUGAGGGGGAGCUGUGCGACAGCUGCAGCAGCCUUGGCAGACCCUCGUCCUCCUGCCAGCUCUAUCAAGUACCACAGGGUCUUAGAGCCGGCGCCUAUGACUCAUCACAGCCCCAGAAAUGCUCCCACUGCAGCCGCCACGGGCCGUGCCCCGACUGUCACUCGAACACAACAGGUCCCGGUGGUGACGGAGGUGUGGUGGUGAGAGUGGGACACGGCUGUAGCUCUGCUCAUCAGACGUCAGGUCGCGGUGCCGUCAGAUGCCACUGGCUGCACGGCUCGAAUGAAGGCGGAACGCAGAAGCCAACACAGCGACACGUGGUGACAGUGAGGGAUGGGGGACUCUUCUGCUUCCUCAGAAAUUAUUCUCAGGUGAUAGUGGACUACCCGUUGGCAGUGCUGGUGGGUUGUGCUCUGCUGCUGCUGGGAUGCUCAUUGGCCGGACUUUUCAUUGGUCCACUGCCCGACUUCUCUGACCCACUGCUGGGUUUCGAGCCGCGGGGAACGUAUAUCGGAGUCCGUCAGUCCACUUUGUCCAAGCUGCAGGAGAACACAGGCCCGGGGAAAACUCUGUCUCCUCUACCUCAGCAGCUCAGUAAAAGUUUUGGGGCCGAUGUCGAUGGAGACAGCCGCGUUGGACAAGACACGUCAGGACUUCGCUUCAAGAGGAUGUUAGCCAGAGACUCGUCCCCGGACUCCUUCCCCUGCGACGCUCCAGGCGAGCGUUUGGCCCAGCUGGUCUUCAGAUCAGAAAACUCAGCCAGUCUCUGGAGCCUGAAGGCCAUCCACGCCAUGUGCGAGAUGGAGCAGUCCAGGAUUCGCUCCCAGGCUCAGUUCCAGGACCUGUGCCAGCAGCAUGUGAGGGUGGAGGCUGAGGGAACAUCCAGAAGCGGCUGCUGUCCGAGCUGGUCUCUGGGGAAUUACUUGGCUGUCCUCACUAAUGCUUCCUGCUGUCUCAGCCUCACCUCACACCAGGUUUCUGAGUCUCUGAACCUGCUAAGGAAGUGUGCUCCGCAUUAUCACGAAGGACAACUGGUGGACGCCUGCGUCGACCGGCCCAAACACGGCGGCUGCUCCUCCGUCCCGUCUCGCUGCAAACAGUCCCGCAUGGUGGUAUAGCAUGGCUCCUCAUUCGGACAAAAUUGGGAAAGUGGCACACUCCACCAAACGAAUGGGACGACCUGUAGCAAUAGUGUCUGGUGCAUUUUUCUCCAUGGGGAUCAUCAUGUUGCCUGCCACGGCCUUGCUGAUCCGAAAACUAGGGAUUUUCCUGUUUUUGGUGAAAUGUGUAGCUUGUGGAUUUGCGACGUUCUUUUUUCAGUCCCUGUGCUGCUUUUUCGGACCUAAGACAAACUGUGGGCAGAUCUCUUUGCCGUGUUUUUCAGAUCAGACUGACGGGCUAUCGUCGGCAACAGAAACUGGUUCCUCCUCUGCAGCAAACGGAGCCUUUGGCAGAUCUAGAGUGAGGAGGAGUUAUGAUAAAGAAGCAGGUGGCUAUCUCUACCCCAACCAGCAGCGUCAGCACAGACAGAAUCAGACCGGGGGAAGAGGUCCGGAGCAAUACGAGCUGCAACCACUGGCUUAUCGGCUGAGCGACAGCUUUGAGAACAGCACCUGCACCAGUAAACUGUCCAACCGGCCCUCAGUGCUCUCUGAUGAGAUUGAGUAUUGUGACAGAGAUGUAAGAAAUAGCAUGGAAGGGGAGAGUGACCAGACAAGCAGCCGUCAACCACCCUCGGCCUUCCAGACUUCAUCACCUUACAAAGAAAACACCCUGCGGCCUGGAGGUCUGCCACAAGAGGACCUCGCUAAGGAAAAGGUGCUGUGUGAGACUUGCGGAGGUCAGACUGAUGGGGUAACACACUGGGGCAAUACAUGCUUCUCCUCAUCUUCCAGCAUACAGGAGACUAUAAUCAGCCACACACUGGAGACCACUGACCAGCCAUCUUUCUGCAAAGAUGACCAAACCUCAGAGGAGUGUCUCCACUACCCCGCCCACAAAAAGCACCUCUCCUCUCAGUCCCAGAGCUCCUGUGAGGGUCUGGAGGAUUCCUGUGAAACGUGCCUCAGUGACAUCGAGCCCGGGCCUUCGAACAUGCAGCAACACGAGGGAGACGCUCAGUUACAACCAGGGUACCUGAACGGAAAGAGAGAUACGCUACGUCUGUCACUGAAGGAAACUGCUUACGAAACGGGUAAAAAGGGCCGAAGCAGUCAGAGUGAAGACGUGGUUAUUUUACCCAACAGUAAGUCAGACCUUCCAGAUGUGUGGAUAAAGAGAGGUGGAAAACGGGAGGAUACAUGUUGAGCAAAGUUGGAGGCGUCUUUACGAACGCUGUGCAUUGAAUGCUCUGACUUUAUAGCAGAAGGAACAGAUGAGCGUAUAGAAUUUUAAAAAGAAACGUACACUGUUACUUUUAUAUAACAGUCAAUGGAAAUAUAAGCCAACUGCAAAUGUAACAUGAACGAUUUUUGCAUCUAAGGUUUUAAGAUUUAGCUACAAAUGAGGUCAAAGCAUGAGUGUUCCUUCUGUGAAAUGGUCAAAUCAAAGCAUGGCUUGCUCAACGUGGCACUUUCAGAAAGACAAAAGGUCUUUUCUGCCACAUAUUCUCACUAAUGUCUCUCUACAGUAGCCACAGUGUGUUAUCAACAUGAGCACUGCACCUGCUGCUGCAGAAUUUACUUAGUGCCGGGAUCUUUUUAAUAUCUGCGCCUGCACAGCCUGGGUUAUCGACAAACAACAGUGUCCAGUGUGUGCAGCUUUUUGCCUUUCUCCAUGGUGGAACUGACCUAAAUAAGCCAUACAUUCAUGGACUUAACAAUAAAAGAUACAUGUUCAGUAGAGAAAAAAAGGUGCAUUACUGUAUGUGAGUCUGUGGGGGAAGAAUCAAGCAUUAUCACAUGUAGAGUAGCAAACAACAGUCGGUUGAUUUUGCACUUUGUAACAAUAAUGUACCGAAGAUCCUUUGUUACCAUGAAGCAGGAACAUGUCAUUUGUGGCGUCACGGCUUGAAUUGCAUUAAAUGUUUGACUGUCAAGUCAAGUCUUUUUGUUUAUAUGUCAGUGCCAAACAUUUUUGUGUUUACUUCCUGUACGGAUUCUUAAGAGGCAACGUGGUUUCCAAGGCUGCUUUCAGACAUGCAGGGAUCUACGUCAGCACCCCCCAGCUGAGAUGUCACAUUAGACAAGUCUCAAUACCAUUUCAAUAAGGGUAUUUAUAACCUGAGCAGCAUGUGCCAAAUGUCUAUCAACAGGUUGUUUUAUAAGCUAAAACAAAUGUCUGUGAAUUGUGCAAAAGAUGUCCUUUUAAAAAAAAGAUUUGUCUAAGAUAGUAAAUAUGAUGUUGAGUGUAAAAGUGGUGCAGUGUUGUUCCUGGAGCUUCAAAAAGGGAAGAUAUAUAUGAACUGUGCCUGUGAGCAGGUUAUUUCCAAGCUUUCUCGCUGUAAGAUGUGUUUUCUUUUAGAAUGAUGUGACAAUUCUUUAACAAGCAGAAUAAUCUGCAUUUUAGAUAAAUGAAGAAAAAGGAAAAAUAUGCCACAAAUGUUUUUCACAUAGCUGGAAUAAAAUGAAUCAUUUAUUUUCC